This is a messenger RNA of Diorhabda sublineata, 1000 nucleotides long. Its product is annotated as mitochondrial dicarboxylate carrier-like. Lineage: Eukaryota; Metazoa; Arthropoda; Insecta; Coleoptera; Chrysomelidae. Gene Ontology annotation, molecular function: thiosulfate transmembrane transporter activity; sulfate transmembrane transporter activity; succinate transmembrane transporter activity. Bases 1 to 861 code for a protein of 286 amino acids. The transcript has a single exon. The record is from RefSeq and is a predicted model, not a curated record. Gene Ontology annotation, biological process: thiosulfate transport; malate transmembrane transport; phosphate ion transmembrane transport.
AUGUCUACUGAAAUAAAAAGACACCCCCGAUGGUUUUUCGGCGGUUUCGCGGCGGCAGGGGCGGUAUUUAUCACUCACCCUCUAGAUUUAUUGAAAGUCCACAUCCAAACCAACGUAGGAAGACAAGUUUCCAUCGCUAAUAUGACGGUAGAUAUAGUAGAAAAACAAGGAUUACGCGCUUUAUAUUCAGGUAUAUCAGCUUCGAUUUGCAGACAAUUAACGUACUCUACGACAAGAUUCGCGAUGUACGAUUACGCUAAAACCCACUUGGACAUGUCGAAUUUCAGCACUAAAGUAUUGAUAGGAGCCGUAUCCGGUGCUGCAGGAGGUUGGGCCGGCGUACCUAGCGACGUGGUUAACGUCAGAAUGCAGAACGACGUCAAAUUACCUCCGGAGAAACGGAGAAACUACAAACACGCCAUCGACGGUUUCGUGAGGGUUUAUAGAGAAGAAGGCUUGCGACAACUCUUCAGAGGUUCCACCACGGCUUCGGUUAGAGCGGUGAUGAUAACGGUCGGUCAACUUUCCGUGUACGAUCAAAUUAAGAUGAUCUUGUUAAGGACCGGGUUGUUCACCGAUAAUAUGAUGACUUAUUUCAGCUGCAGUUUUAUCGCUGGUAUCGCUGCUACUUUAUUAUCUCAACCUUUGGACGUUAUCAAAACUCGACAGAUGAAUGCCAAACCCGGGGAAUUUAAAGGUAUUUUAGAUUGUGUCAUUUUUACUAGUAAAGAAGGUCCUUUGGCGUUUUUUAAAGGUGUCGUACCGUCUUCGGUUAGAAUUAUACCUAAUACCAUUAUAACUUUUUUAUUGUAUGAAUUUUUUACUAAUCAUUUUGGAUAUAUAACUGUUGUGAAAGACUAGUUGUAAUAUAUAGGAUGUUUUUAUCUAUUUUGAAUCUAUUUGUUACUAUGAAGGGAAAAAACACCACCAAAACACCAGCGCUCACAAUUAAACUGUCUGACGCGCGUUUCGAUAACCUUUAUAGACUCUGUGAAGACGA